AUGCACCUCCUCGGGCGCCUCCGGCUCUCCCUGAUCGGAGUCAUAAGCUCGGGCGCCGCUCCAUCCGCAGCUCUCCGGCUGCCAACCAUGGCCGGAGUCCGGAUGCGCGGGGCUGGACAGCAGGCUCGGAUGAUGGGCAGCGUGCGUGACCUCAACGACCAGGGCGUCGAGUACAGUGUGCGCAAGACCGAGGCCGCGUGGCGCGAGGCCGGCUGGUCCGGUGAGGACUCGGUCUGGGCGGCGCCUCUCACAGCUGCUGCCGUGAACAGGCGGGAGCAGCUCUCGGACGAGGAGUACUACGUGCUGCGGCAAAAAGGGACCGAGUACCCUGGAUCAGGCAAGUACGACAAGUUCUACCCAAAGGCAGGCCACUUUGUGUGCGGCGGGUGCGGCGCGCCGCUCUACUCCGCUGCGGCAAAGUUCGACAGCGGGUGCGGUUGGCCUGCUUUCGACCGGAUCGUCAAAGGCAGCGCGCGCACUGGCGCUGUGGUGACGCAGACAGACACCUCGCUCGGGAUGCGGCGCGUCGAGAUCCUCUGUGGCUCGUGUGGCGGCCACUUGGGCCACGUCUUCGAGGGCGAGACAGUAGAGCGCGAGAUUGCGCGAGGCGAGCGCUUCACCCGGACCAAUGAGCGGCACUGCGUCAACUCGGCGUCGGUGAGGUACGUCGACGCUCCGCUGCCCGACGGCGCAGCCGAGACCAAGGUGCUCCCCGAGCCCGAGGACGACGCCGCGGGCGCGAAGAGCAUCCUGAGCGAGCUUAUCGGCAAGAAGGGAGGGCAGGGAGACUGA
Messenger RNA from Emiliania huxleyi CCMP1516, 792 nucleotides. RefSeq lists its product as hypothetical. Gene Ontology annotation, biological process: response to oxidative stress; protein repair. The record is from RefSeq and is a predicted model, not a curated record. The transcript has 8 exons. Lineage: Eukaryota; Haptophyta; Isochrysidales; Noelaerhabdaceae. Gene Ontology annotation, molecular function: peptide-methionine (R)-S-oxide reductase activity. Bases 1 to 792 code for a protein of 263 amino acids.